Molecule: messenger RNA, 7617 nt
Organism: Mytilus trossulus (common blue mussel)
Lineage: Eukaryota; Metazoa; Mollusca; Bivalvia; Mytilida; Mytilidae
Exons: 25
Coding region: 214-5547 (1777 amino acids)
Biological process (GO): protein localization to kinetochore; attachment of spindle microtubules to kinetochore; cell division
Cellular component (GO): nucleus
Source: RefSeq, a predicted model, not a curated record
UUCCAGGUGGCGUUUUUGUUUGAGCGGGUUAUUCCGAACUUCAAACGUCAACAUAAAUAGAAAUACAUCGCUUGUUUGUAUUUGAAACCAAAAAGGAAACAAAUGACACUUGCAAUAACUCGAAUUUUCUUGAUAGUUCUAUAUAUAAGAAACUUUUUUUCCAGAUGAAUUAAUAAUACUGUAUGUACUACCUGUAUGUAUUAGAUAGUAGAAAUGGAAGAAGAUACAUUAGAUCACAGAUUUAGAAGAAGGCAAUCUGGACGAAGAUCAUCAUCUAUCUUGAAGACAAAAACUCCUCUGUUAGAUAUUGAUACAAAUCAGGCAACGAUAGAGAUUAUACCAAGGAAAAAAGCAAGAAUUUCAUCAUCAAGGAGAGUGAGCUUUGCUGAAACAUAUCAAGUAAAAGAAUUUCAAAAAGACUCUCCCCAUAGAUGGCUACCAGACCCUGAAUCUGAAGAUGAUUCUAGUCCAGAACUUGAGAGACUGCCUGAUGUUCAACAGCAUACCAGCAGAAGUGAAAUUCAAGGUUUAGAUAAGUUGUUAACAGGACCUAUACAGAACAAUUUGCCUUCUGAAGAGCAAAUUGAUUCAGAAUUACCUUUACCUGAUGAGAAUGUUCCAUUCAUUCAGAGUGGUCCUAAUCACACAAUAUUGCAAACUGAUGAUAUGGACAUGACAGACUGUUUUGAGAAGUCAAGGUCAAAUGUAGAAAAACCUCUUGUUGAUGACUUUGGUGACAACUAUGGUGCAUCUUUUUCCAUUAAUAAAUUGGAUGCAAAAUCAUUUCUUACAAGCAUAGGAAAACCAUAUUUGGAAAAUAUUUCAGAGAAGCUAUUUUUACCAGAAAAGAAGUUUUCCAGUCCUGACAGCAACAACAUGUAUAAAGUGGAACAAGAAUCAGAUUUCCAUACAUUGAUUAAUACCUCAAUAAACAAGUACACAGCGUUAAGUUCUAGUGUUACAACAAUAGCAGGAGCUUCUGUAACAUUUACCACAAAUGUCACAUCACGCAAACCUCUCACCAGUAUCAGUGAUAGAUCAGCAUUUACACCUAUAACAACAGAAUCAUAUAAUCCACUUGAUGAGGCUGAUAGACCAGUGUCAAAAGUUGAUGGAUUAUCUUUCUUAAAACAGUUGACCUUCAAAGCACCUGAGUCACCUCUAGAUAAAUAUGAAGAAAGGACAAUUGUGUUUGAUGGCAAUGACAUGGAAGAGACUGAAGUUCUCACAAAAUGUAUUCAAAAUAGUGAGAAAGAACCAUUGUUUCCAGAGUCUGUUAAAGUUCCGUGUUUCUUAAAAUCAAAGACGACAUCUGGAAGAAGCAACAAUAAUAUGUUUUUUGGGCAGGGUGAUGAGAUGGGCAACCAUACAGUGUUUUUUGGGGAGGAUAACAAUAUGGAGGACACUGAGGUUAUACGAAGCCAAAUUAAUUUUGAUGCAUUGCCUAAUCAGAAAUCAAAAAAUACAUUUCUAUUUAAUAGUGUGAAGGGGAAUGAAAACAUCAUGGCUAAGGAUGAGACAGAAAAGACCCAGAUAUUUGACAGGGGACUUGACAUGGAACAGACUGAAAUGUUAACAGGAAAAUUGAAUUAUAAUGAAUGUCUUAAGACUAUUGACAAAGCUAAAUUAAAUGACAGUAUCAUGGAAGAAACUGGUCUCCUUACUGGUAAAAUUGAUCUUGUCCAUUCAAGUAAACUUCUUGAAAAAAAUAAAACUGUUUUGUAUAAGAAUGAUGAUAUGGAAGAAACUAAUGUACUAACUGGUAUCAAUCCUGUGGGAUAUCGAAAGUCGUUUGGUUCUGAAAAAAAGAACAAAACAUGUUUGUUCCCUGAUGGCAAUGAUAUGGAACAGACAACAGUGUUGGCAAAUAAAAUAGAACUUCCUGUCCUACGAAAAUCAAAUAAACAGGAAGACACAAAGAUAUCAGAUAAUAGUAUGGAAGAAACAAAUGUACUUACACAAAAAAUUGAAUUGCCUAAACAAGAAACAAAUACAGAUGUAUCAAGACUUGUCAACAUUGACAAUAAAACAUUGUUGUACCAUGAAAGUAAUGAUAUGGAAGAAACAAGAAUUGUCACAGGCAAAAUUGAUAUUAAUAAAUCAGAUAAAGAGCAAGAAAGAGAGAAUAGAACAAAACUAUUCAAUGAAACAAACUUUGUUGAAGAAACAUGCACAGUCACAUCCAAGUUGAGCGAGCUUUCAUAUGUUAAAGAAAAUAAAACUACAAUUUUUACCGAAGACAAUGGAAUGGAAGAAACCUGUGCACUAACAUCAAAAGUUGAAUAUCUAUCAUGUGUUAAAAGAUCAACAUCACUUACAACAGGGAACACCAUAUUUGAUCAGGCUGAUGGAACCGCUGUAAAUAGAAAUUAUAAAUCAUCGCUUGAAGGGAACAAUACCAUAGUGUUUAAUGAAGAGAAUCAGAUGGAGCAAACCAGACCAAUAAAUACAACAAUAAAACUAGAUUCCAAAGAGAGGAGCCAGAGUUCUAAAUCUUGUAGUGAUGGACUGAAAAAUAAAACAGUGAUAUUUCCUGAUGAUAAUGAAAUGGAACAAACUCAAGCCUUGACUGGAAAAUUAGAGAUUGGUUCUCAUCUUUCGAAAGAUAAAACAUUGUUGUUCAAAGAUAAUAAUGAAAUGGAACAAACUCAAGCCUUGACAGGAAAAUUAGAGAUUGGCUCUCAUCUUUCGAAAGAUAAAACAUUGUUGUUCAAAGAUAAUAAUGAAAUGGAACAAACUCAAGCCUUGACUGGAAAAUUAGAGAUUGGCUCUCAUCUUUCGAAAGAUAAAACAUUGUUGUUCAAAGAUAAUAAUGAAAUGGAACAAACUCAAGCCUUGACUGGAAAAUUAGAGAUUGGUUCUCAUCUUUCAAAAGAUAAAACAUUGUUCAAAGAUAAUAAUGAAAUGGAACAAACUCAAGCCUUGACUGGAAAAUUAGAGAUUAGCUCUCAUCUUUCGAAAGAUAAAACAUUGUUGUUCAAAGAUAAUAAUGAAAUGGAACAAACUCAAGCCUUGACUGGAAAAUUAGAGGUUGGUUUCAAUAGUUCUCCAGAUAAUGAAGAUAAAAAAACUAAUCAGCCAGAUGCCAUUAACAGGUUGUCGGACGCAGACUCUGAUACAACACAAAACAAGACAAAGCAAUUCAAAGAUGGUGAAGAAAUGGAACAUACAAAUACAGGAGCAGAGAGGUUAAAAUCUUUAACAGAAAAUGACAUUGUUAAAAAUAAAUAUCAUCAAGACAUAGAAGUUAUUAGUGAAAAUCAUUCACCUGGUUUGAAUAUGUUAGAGCAUGAAGUACAAAUAAUCAGUCAGAUUGAAAACAAUGAAAAUGGUGGGAAAAUUAAGAAAAAAGGAGGAAUAUCAAGUUUGAUUGAAAAAAUAAGAAAGGAUAUGAAUGGAGAAAAAGAUAAAAAUUCUGAUAACACUGAAAAUAGAAGAGAAAGUUCCAGUCCAGAUAAAACUGAUGGUUUCUUCUUUAAGUAUAAAGCACAACUAGAGAGUGUAAAGAAAAAUGCAGAGAAUGUUAACAAUGACUUUAAUGGUGGCAAUCUAAAAUUAACAGAUAUGAUAGAAAGAAUGGAUAAGAAUGCAUGUAAGAGCUUGGGCUUACAAACACGAACUCCUAGUGGUAAAAUGUUUGUGACAGCCAGAGACUUUUCUUCUGAGAUGAGACCACCUCUGAGAGGAAGUACCGUAAAGAUAUCUGAACGAGUUAUACAAACAGAACAUAAACCAACUAAUGAAAUGGGACAGCAUCAACUAAUGCAUUGUUCAAAGGAGUUGUUUUCACAUAAUGAUCCAAACUUUGAGAAUGGAGAAUCUCCCUUGCCAUUGUUAGAAUCCAGCACCAACAUCACAGUUAGAGGAAGAUCAAAAAGUGAAGGGAGGGCUGAUGAUUCAUUGGAGUUACCAGGUGGAAUAACAGAUAUAUAUAUGCCAGCAGAACUGUUGACCAGUACUACAAUAUCAAGUGUUCCACCAGAAACAACUAACUACCAGCUGAACCUGACCUCUAGCAGUGGUGCUAUCAUGGAGUCUGAUAGUAGCCACUCUAAUCUCACAUGUAGUAGUGGUUCCAGAUCUAUCAUGGAGAUAAAUAUGGAGGACUAUCUCAAACAAUCUAUGAUGAACGACAGUGAUGAUGGAUCCAUGACCGUAGAACAUUUCUGUAAAAGGAUCAAUAUGCUUGUACCAUUUUGGUUGAAAGAAAGGAUUCAGAUGGCAAGACAAAGUAUUGCAACAUCAAAAAAAGUAGAUAAAGACAGCAUCAGAGGUCAGAUUGAGGCCAAAUAUGUCCAUGAACCAUACAUCUCUAUAUACAAUACAGUGAUAGAACAAGCCAAGGAGAAAUUGUCUGUGUUAAAACCCCAGACAAAAGAAUUACAUGACACAAUUAAGGAGGAGCAGCCAGCAGUGUUUGAUGUGGGUAUGAAGGGAUCAGAAGAACAGAAAUAUGAAAUGAAAGAAAAAGCCACUAUUAUGAGAAAAUAUUGUUCAAAACAAGUGGAUAAAAGGUGGAAAGAUAUGAAAUUACAAUGUCAUGAACAAUUUUAUGAUGUAAUAAAGGAAAAACGUGAAAAAUUGAGCAAAGAAGUAAAUAAAGUGGUUCAAGCUAGUGAUACAAUACAAGAAGAGCUUACCGUGUUGUCAAAUGCUUCAAAUCAGUUAGAUAAAUUGAUCCUAGAAUUAGAGCAGAAACCUCUACCAGAACCAGAAGAUAUAGAAUAUUUAAAUUCAUUAGAUCAAGAAGUUAAACAAAAAGAACAAGAAAUGAAAGGAUUAAAGGAAACUCAAGUAGAUCUAGAGAGAGAAAAACUUAACCUUCAGACAGAAAAAUCCAAACUACAGAAAGAGGAAGAAAAUAUUAACAAUGAUGAUGAGGCAGACGACAAUAUAAUGGUACAACUGGAAAUUCAAGAACUAGAGGAAAAACUUGAUGCCAUUGAAAGUUUGACAGAAUGGCAUAUUGAAAGUUAUGAAGAUGACUUCAUUACAUUUUUAUUUUAUGAUGAAACCUUGCGACUGUCAAUUAAUAAACAAAGAGAACCAGAUAAUGGACAAACAAAAAUAGCUUCAGCCCAUGUGGAAUCAUUAUUACAAGAUUCUACCAGUCCCUGCAUGAAGUUGAUACAGGCUAUUAUAUUACAACAAAUAAAUGAUGGAGAUUCCUUACAUCAAACCUUCAGAUAUAUAUCAGACCUACCAGAGUUGUUGCAGAAGCUGUCACAGAUUGUUUUGAAUGCUAGGUGUCUUAAACGACAAAUAACGUCUCUUAGUUUAAACUAUAUAGUGACAGUUUAUAACAACUUUAUUGUGGUUGAGAAGUGGACACUUAAAUCUUUAAGAAAAGUUAACAUUAAAUUACGGUUUAGUGUGGAGGAUACUUGCUGUAACAUAUUGCCUGAAGUUACUGUAAAAAUGGGUAGAAUAAGAGCAGAAGAUGUACAAGACCAGAUAAAUAGUGUUUCAAGAGGACAUAAUUAUCUUGUUAAACUUUGUGACUCUGUAGAUCUUGAUGUACUAUCAGAUAGCAGCAAGUUAUCAUGACAGCAGCCAAGUUAAGAUAUCCUUAAUGUGCAAUUCUAAUGGCAGCUGCUUUUGUGAGGAAACUAUAAAUUACAAUAUGGAGCUCUGAUGACUUUAGUGUUCCAAUUUGUGGAUCAAAUCUAAUAUAUAUUUGGUUUUUAAUUAGAAUCUGUAGCAUAUUUUUGUAUCAGUAUGAAUUUAUUAUUUAUAGUAGUGUUUUGUAAGUUGAACAAGCUUUUGAGUGCAAAUUUUUAAGUAUACUAUUCAAUAUGAGUCUUACAAAUUUUUGAGUACAUUAUUACGUUCUUAUGGUAUUAACAUGCUUUGAGUACCUUAUUCCAUACUUAAUAAAUUCAGAUUUCUUGAGUACAUUAUUCUAUGCUUGAUAAAUUAAAAAGUUUUGAGUUCACUAUUCCGUACUUAAUGAAUUACCAUGUUUUAAGAUCAUAAUUUUAUGCUUAAAGAAUUUAAAUGUUUCGACACCUAACAAAUCAAAUGUUUUGAGUACACUAUUCCAUACUUAAUAAAUCAAAUGUUUUGAGUACACUAUUCCAUACUUAAUAAAUCAAAUGUUUUGAGUACACUAUUCCAUACUUAAUAAAUCAAAUGUUUUGAGUACACUAUUCCAUACUUAAUUAAUCAAAUGUUUUGAGUACACUAUUCCAUACUUAAUUAAUCAAAUGUUUUGAGUACACUAUUCCAUACUUAAAAUUAAUCAAAUGUUUUGAGUACACUAUUCCAUACUUAAUUAAUCAAAUGUUUUGAGUACACUAUUCCAUACUGAAAUUAUCUUUUUGGUCUGUGCGUGUGUUUUUUCAUUUGUCUGUUUGUUCUUCCUUCUGUCCAUUCGUCAAUAUGUCCUGCUUCAGGUUAAAGUUUUUGGUCAAGGUAGUUUUUGAUGAAGUUGAAGUCCAAUCAACUUGAAACUUAGUGCACAUGUUCCCUAUGAUAUAAUUGAGUUUACCCCAAUUUCAGGGUUCAGUGAACAUAGAAAAUGAUAGUGCCAAUGGGGCAUUCCUGUACUAUGGACACAUUCUUGUUUAUUAAUAUGUAAUGAGAAGAUUAUUCCAUACUUAAUCUAUAAAUAUUCUUCAGUACAUUAUUCAAUACUUUAUUUAAUUGACAUGUUUUUAGUACAAUAUUCCAUACUCAAUCUAUUAAAAUGUUUAGAGUACAUUAGCCAUACUUAAUGUAUUAAAAUUGUCAUGAGAUCACUUUUCCAUACUCAAUAUAUUUGAAUGUUUUUUUAAUUAAAAUGUUUUGAAUACAUAAUUCCAUGUAGAUAAUGUGACUGGUUGAGUAUCAAAUUAUAAGAUAUGAUUCUUGAUAUUCUCUGACACAGGUUUUUUUGAAAUCACAAUUAUUUAUCUCUUUUUUUCUCAUUCUUCAAAUAACAAUCAUAAUUGUAUGCAAUAUUUUCUGAAUUUACAGUACACUUUUCCAUACUUGAAUAUUUUGCCAAAUUAGGAUAAGAUUUUUAAUAACAAAACUUUUGUGGUAGGAGUGAGCAACUGGGGAGACAUUCAUUACCCCAUCCUUUUCCAUUAUUUUAAACAUGAAAAAUACAUCUCCUCUAACACAUUUCCUUUCCAAAAAAAACAUGUCUAUAGCUUUCAUGAUUCUGGUAUUUCAAGAAGAGAUAAAUAGAUUUGACAAAUAUCUAAUUCAUUUACAACAGUGGUUUGUGUAAAGUUACACAUUAUGGUUAAUACCCAUGGAUGAAAUAAUAACUAAUUAGUCUUGCUUAGAAUAUUUUAUACCCUAUGGUUUUUGAAAACCACAUUUAGUGCAAAAUGUAACUGCUUUAUAAUCAAUAUUUCAUUUUCAUUUGAAUUUCUGAUUUGAAAUUAUAUUAAUGAUUUUUAAGUUAUGAUUAAGUAUAUUGAUAUGUUAAGAUGUUUUAUGAUCUGUGUUGUGCAUUUAGUGUUAUAUCAUUCACAUCAAAAUAUACCUAUUCUGUGUUCAAAAAUGUAUAGAGCUUUCGUUUUUAUAUGGCAGUACAUAAAACAUGUCUUGAAAUGCUAACAAUUAUUGAUAUGUACAACUUUUUUUAAUUUAUCUUAUCUUUCUUUUUUUGUCAAAUUUUUAACA